Armigeres subalbatus is the source of this 5352-nucleotide messenger RNA. Its product is annotated as NADH-ubiquinone oxidoreductase chain 1-like. Lineage: Eukaryota; Metazoa; Arthropoda; Insecta; Diptera; Culicidae. The record is from RefSeq and is a predicted model, not a curated record. Bases 2691 to 3719 code for a protein of 342 amino acids. The transcript is spliced from 2 exons.
AAAACAGAUCGUUAGUUGGAAUACGUUGCAUGGAAUGAACAAAAUGAGCUUAAUUGAUUUCUUUUUAACUAGUUAAUAUAUAAAAGUUGUGGUGGUCUUAUUGAGGACAUUGAUAUCGCUUAUGACUUCAGUCAUACAUAGCAUGUAGUGGAACUUCCCAGGCUUACUCCAGACACUUCUUCUUCUUCUUAUUGGCAUUACAUCCCCACAGUGGGACAGAGCCGCCUCGCAGCUUAGUGUUCAUUAAGCAUUUCCACAGUUAUUAACUGCGAGGUUUCUAAGCCAAGCUACCAUUUUUGCAUUCGUAUAUCAUGAGGCUAACACGAUGAUACUUUUAUGCCCAGGGAAGUCGAGACAAUUUCCAAUCCGAAAAUUGUCUAGACCGGCACCGGGAAUCGAACCCAGCCACCCUCAGCAUGGUCUUGCUUUGUAGCCGCGCGUCUUACCGCACGGCUCCAGACACAAAACGUUCAAAAAUCUUGUCACAAUAUUGUACGAAAAAAAUAAACCCUAACACAAUGUUUCAUGAUAAGAAAUUAUUUUUUGCUUUUCAAUGAUUUUUUUAUCUUAUUAUAAGACGAGUUAGUACUUAAUAACACCACUGAUUCGACUAUGUGUCUAUUUUUGGAAUCUCGGGUACAUUCAGUAAAUGCCAAGUUGUGAAGGUCGGCGGAGGUCGAAAGAAAGUGGUUACCUCCAAUACAUUUUUCAAAUCAAUAACCUUCCAUAUAAUGUACAUAUUCACAUCGGAGUUUUUCAGAACAGUAUUUUAAGGAAGAAAAUAUUUAGUCCGCUGGGUGUAUGGGGAUGCCUUAUAGUGCGAUGGUGGUAGAAGUUGGUUCCCCGUGCCAACUGUGACCAGUUCAAGCAAUGUAUCGAUGGCAACAUAUAUGACGGGUGUCAGGCCAUUUGGCCGAAUGCCGUUUGGCCGAACGCCAUUUGUCGUUUGGCCGAAUGCCGUUUGCUGGAUUAGUUUAAAAAAUUACCUCGAAUUACGAGUAAUGAAGAGUGAGUAGUGAGAAGUGGAAAAUGAAUAGUUGAAAGUCAGUAGUAAGAAAUGAAAAGUGAGAAGAGAAAAGUGAACUGAGAACUUCUUUGUUCUUCCUUCUUCUUUUUUCUUUCUUCUUUUUUCCUUCUUUCUUUUUUCUUUUUCCAUUUUCCUUCUGCUUUUUUCCUCCCUCCUUCUUCCUUUUUCCUUUUCGUUCUUACUGCUUCCUUCUUCUUUCUUCCUUCGUCCUUCUGCUUUCUCCUUCCUUCUUCAUUCUGCUUUAUUCCUCCCUUCCUUGCUUCUUCAUUCUACCUACUUCUUUCUUCUUUCUACCUUUUUCCUACUUCCUUCUUAAUCCUUUUUUCUUCUUUCUUCCUUCUUACUUCUGCUUUCUUCCUCCUUCCUUUUUCCUACUUCCUUCUCACUACUUUUUCCUCCUUCCUUAUUCCUUUCUCCUUCUUCCUUAUACUUUUUUUUUCUUUUUCUUUCUUCCUUCUUUUUUCUUAUAUUCUUCUUCCAACCUUAUUCCAUCUUCGUUCUUCCUUCUGCUUUCUUCUUCAAUCCUCCUUCCUAAUUGCUUCUUCCUUUUUCCUUCUUCAUUCUUCCUACUUCCUUCUGCUUUCUACGUGAGAAGAGAAAAGUGAACUGAGAACUUUUUUCUUCUUCCUUUUUCCUCUUCAUUCUUCCUGCUUCCUUCUUCUUUCUUCCUUCUUCCUUCUUCCUUUUUUCUUCCUUCUUACUUCUGCUUUCUUCCUCUUUCCUUCUUCUCUAUUCCUUCCUUCUUCUUUCUACCUUUUUUCUAUUUCCUACUUCCUUCUUACUUCUUAUUUCUUCUUUCUUCUUUUUUUCCUUUUGCUUUCUUUCUCCUUCCUUUUUUCUACUUCCUUCUUAUUCCUUUUUUUCUUUCUUCCUCCUUCCUUUUUCUUUAUUCCUUCUUCCUUUUUUUCUUUUUUCUUCUUCCUCCUUCCUUCUUCCUUUUCUUUCUUCCAUUCUUUCUCCAACCAUAUUCCCUCUUCUUUCUUCCUUCUGCUUUCUUCUUUCAUCCUUCUUCCUAAUUCAUUCUCCGUUUUUCCUUCUUCAUUCUUACUACUUCCUUCUGCUUUCUUCCUUCUGCCUUCUUCCUUAUUCCUUCUUUUCUUUUUACUUCCUUCUUCAUUCUUCCUCCUUCCUUCUGCUUUCUUCCUUCUCCUUUUUCCUUCUUCAUUCUUCCUACUUUCUUUUUUUCUUCCUACCUUCUUCCUGCUUCCUAUUUAAUUCUUCCUUCUCACUUCUUUCUUACUCUUUCUUCCUUUUUCCUUCUGCCUUCUUCCUCGUUUCUUAUUCCUUUUUGCCUUUCUCGUACAACAAGGUGUAAUUAGAAGGCUAUAUAUUCACUUCCAAAACGAUUUUGUGAUAGAAAGUCCGGAGACCCAUAGUGUUAUAUACCAAUCGACUCAGCUCGACGAAUUGAGAUGAUGUCUGUCUGUGCGUAUUUGUGUGCGUGUGUGUAUGUAUGUGCGCAAAAUAAAACUCACUCAUCUUUUAGGCACUUAUCUUGAUCCGAUUUGUUUGCAAGAAAUUACAUUCGACGGAGAAUCCUGUCCCAUUGUUUCCUAUUGAAAAUUGGUCAGAUCGGACUAUGGGAUCAAAAAUGAUGGCCAAAAUACGAUUUAUAUACAAAAAACACGCUAAAAAUUUUCAUUCAUUUUUUUAAUUGUAUCUAAUGUACGAGAAAAGCAACAAACACCGCGAGGUGCAUCAAUCAGGGUUUUUUUUUUCUUUUCCCUUCUUCUUUUUUUUCUUUUCCUUCUUCCUUUUUUUCCUUCUCCCUUCUUUUUUCUUCCCUUUUUCCUUAUUCCUCCUUUUUUCUUCCUUAUUCUUUCUUCCUUCUUCUUGCUUCUUCUUUCUUUUUCCCUUUUCAUUCUUCCUACUUACUUCUACUUUCUUCCUCCAUCCUUAUUCUUUCUUACUUCUUUUUUCUUCUUUCUUUCUACUGCCUUCUUCAUUCUACCUACUUCCUUCUUCUUUCUACUUUCUUCCUAUUUCCUUCUGCUUUUCUUCUUUCUUCCUUUUUCAUUCUUCCUACUUCCUUAUUCUUCCUACUUCCUUCUUUCUAAUUCUUUCUUCCUUUUGCUUUCUUUUUCCAUCCUUUUUCCUUAUUUCUUUUUCCUUCCUUCUUCUUUCUUCUUUUUUCCUUCUUCUUACUUCCUUCUUCUCUCUACCUUCUUUCUUCUUCAUACUUUCUUCUUCUUUAUUCCUUCUUCUUUCUUCCAUCUGCUUUCUUUCUCCUUCCUUCUUUCAGUUCUUUCUCUUUCCUGUUUCCUUAUUUUUUUCUCCCUUUUUCUUUCUACCUUCUUCCUUUUUCCUUCUUCUUCUUUUUCCUUCUUACUUCUUAUUUCUUACAAAUAACUUCACACUACUCAUUUCUUAUUUGUUACUUCUUACUUCUUGCUCACACUACACACUACAAACUCUUCUUAGCUCUCAUUACUUACUACGAAUCUAUGACAAAAGGUCGAAAGACAUAAGGUCGAAAGGACAAAACGUCGAAAGGGACAGAAGGUCUAAAGGACAAAAGGUCGAAAGGUACAAAAGGUCGAAAAGAACAAAAGGUCGAAAAAGACAAAAGGUCGAAAAGGACAAAAUUUCGAUCAAGAACAAGUUGAUAACAUGUUGGGUGUUUGUGCUACUGCAUUUAACUUCAAGCAGAAAUAAUAACACACUCAUCUCAUUAAUCAAAGUUGAACAAUGAGCCAUUUUCAAAGAAGGAGAAAUUACUAUGAAACAAUAUUAUGAAUGUCUAGAUAGGUUUGUUAGAGAUAAAGCAGAUUGUUGAUUUUGGAAAUGAAUAAAACUUGUAUUGCGCGAGGUAGAGUUGUCCUAUACAGUUUGUAAACAAAAUCCCUUUUAUUUAUCACUAUUUUAAACAAUUAAAUAAAAUGCAUUUAAUGAGAGCAAAUAGUAGAUGAAUAUCAAGGUUUUCUGAAUGUCACUUCGAUCUGUCAAAUCUUUCAUUACUCUUUAUCUGAGAGAGAAGCCAACUCACUGACGAAUCGUUUAUUUACUAUGUCUUCUUCUUCUUUAUUUGUGUAGAAACCGUAGAAACUCAACAAAUCAUAGUAACAUUUCAUAACGUCGGAAGCAACAUUUUUCACUCCAAUAAAAACUUGUUCAAAUUGACUGAUUUUAAUGGUUAUGAACUGCAUAACGUGGAACAAAACCGAUUUCUCAUAACACGGGAUCAUUCACAUGGAUAAUUACGGGUUUAAUUCACUCUAACAGAUAUAAGAAAAGUUGCGAACAUAAAUCGCCAAAUAAAUAAUUUGGUUACGACCAUUUGAUGUUGCAUCGCAGUGUUUACUUUUUCGGUUCGCAGUGACUGGAUCGCGGUGACAUUAGGAUUUAGGAUUAGGAUUAGGUUUCUUUCGACCUUUUGUUCUUUCGACCUUUUGUCCCGUUCGACCUUUUGUCUUUCGACAUUUUGUCCUUUUCGACCUUUUGUUUUUCGAUGUUCUGUCUUUCGACUUUUUGUCCUUUCGACCUUUUAACCCUAACCCACUCACUUCAUACACUUAUGGCGGUAAGCUCCAACGAGGAUAAUACGCAAAUCUCGUAUUAUCCUCGUUUGUGCUAAGCUUCAAGUCGUAUUAUCCUUGAUUUUAAUCUCGGAUUUUUUGUUAAUACGCCGAUUUCGUGGUAUUAAGUUAAUACGAGAUUUUCUAGAAGAACGCAGCCAAAUAGAAACUUCUUCGCACACACACAUUGAACGUCUAGCAAAAGUCAUUUUACUGUUUGUUUUGUAUUUUCAUUUGGAAUAAAUAUUCAUUUCUUCGUUUGCCGAAAUUAAAGACUGUGGAACAAUUUGAUUAAAAAUAUAUUAUAGGUAUAUGCACAAGCCAUAGUUCAUACGGAACAGCAUAGAGGAAAAUGAUUCAGGAACAUAUUCGGAGCGGAAAAUAAGGACUGAAAUCUGAUCAAUUUAUCGAGGGUGGUGUGCAUUCACAGUUUUCGCAUAGAAAAGAUCCGCCUCCAGCAUGAAGGAAUCGAAGCAGUAUGCGGUCUAAUUGUGCGGAUAAACCUACUUGCCUGCCGUUUCCGUCGCCGUUCCGCUGUAAUGCGUGGGGUUCUUAAAGGAUAAGUACGAUGUUGUAACGAUUAAACUCUACUAUACUGCCGCUAACCGCAAGUGAGACUUAUCUGGAUAUGGCGUCCAUAUACAGAUAAGGCUGACUUUCGGUUAGCGGCAGUAUAAUUAUGACCUAAACUGUGUUAAAAAUAAACAUGAAUAUAAGAAAGUAACUCUGAAAAACAUGUUGUGUAUCAAACAUAAAGAAUAAAGAAUUCAUGGGUCGUAAUCUUGCAAACAGGAUAUAUUCUUGAAUAAA